Molecule: messenger RNA, 1590 nt
Organism: Serpula lacrymans var. lacrymans S7.9
Lineage: Eukaryota; Fungi; Basidiomycota; Agaricomycetes; Boletales; Serpulaceae
Exons: 10
Coding region: 399-1256 (285 amino acids)
Source: RefSeq, a predicted model, not a curated record
AUCACAGGACUGCCAUUCAAACCCUCAGGCCUCAGGAGGCGUAUGGGAAGUCUCAGCGCCCUGUAUAGGUAUACAACCUGCCGUCAUCCCGAAGAUGGCAGUGGGCCCGAAUGUCUGCAUAAUGGUUCAACCAUGAUCAAUGCCUACAUCAGGUUGUAUACCUAUACAGGGAGUGUCGUACCACUGUUUAACGUCCAGUGACCAGUUCUUAUUAAUAUGAGGUUGCCUAAUGCGCCUAAUGCCCAUAGCUUUAACCUACACACUCAACCGUUUGCAUCGAAAGCUUCCUAUAUGGUAUAUUCUUUGUCCUGUCCUCAUCGUCGGCGUUCCUCUUGAUCACUCGCCACCCAUCCCGACAUACCCAAAGUUUGGCCAAGGGCAGAAGAUCAAUCCUCAAAAUGCCCAUUUUCGUGGCGACUGUACUUCUCUUUAUCACCGUUACUGCUCACUGGAUCACAACUUUUCUGCGGCUUUUCCAGGCUUUUGUCAUCUAUGAAAGUGGGACUUCACCUUUAAUGUUCUACGGUGACUUGUCGCAAACUACAGAAGUCGUCAAAACUGGACUUCUAAUGGCAUCCCUGAUUAAUGGUGAUGCAAUGAUUAUUUAUCGAUUAUGGCUGAUUUGGAAUCGUAAAUUCUGUGUGAUCAUUUUCCCUCUUUGUACUCUUAUCGGCCUUACCAUCUGUGGUGUAGGUAUUACAUACCAAUUUACCCAGUACCAUAUAGGGGAGGAUGUUUUUCUCACUCAAGCCGGACGUUGGAUCACCAGUGACUGUGUUUUCACCAUAUGUACAAAUAUAUACAGUACAUGUUUGAUGAUUGCGUGGAAAGUUUGGAGUACCAAUAAGAUCUCGAGGGCUCAUGGUCAUACAGGAAUGAGCUUGUUGCCAAUCCUAGCUACCUUAGUGGAAAGUGCUGCUCUUUACACGACUUGGACCAUCUUAUUCUUUGUGACAUACCAAUCACACACAAAUUUCCAGUUCACAGUCGUGGAUACAUGGGUUCCAAUGGCUGGUAUUGCGUAUAUGCUAAUUAAUGUCCGUGUUGGGUUAGGCUGGGCACAGUCCUCAAACCAAAGCUCUUUUGCCUCUCAAGAGCCGGCUAUUACUAGAGGUCAGGGAGGAGGCGACUCCUACUCAAUGCGCCCUCUCGCAGUAAACAUUACCCGUGUGGUAGACAACGAUGGUGAGCUUGAUAUGGGUAUAUUAUCCGUUGAAUACGGACGGGAUAAGGCUGGCAUUAGGGAACCUGUUUGAUGUCCAUUUAUUUAUUUAUUUUGCGUCCUUUUGAUGAAGAUCAGAGCAUACUUAACGUUACAUCGUUGGACAGCUGUUCAUAGUUACCUGUGUGCUAAUGUUGAUAAACCCUAUCCACAAGCUCAAUAGCUAAAAACGUCCAAGUCGAAUAUGUAGCCUUCUGUAAAUUCCUGGUCCAGGUUAGUCUCGAAUCCAGACGGUCCGGGAAGGAGCGGAGGUCCCGGACCGUCUGGAGACAUUCGUUUAAGGACGAGUGCAUCGAGUCACACUGUCACACUUAUAGCCGUUUUUGGGUAGAGAAAGCGUCCAAAAGUAGAAAUUGAUAAUGUUUCGU